Molecule: messenger RNA, 1878 nt
Organism: Myzus persicae (green peach aphid)
Lineage: Eukaryota; Metazoa; Arthropoda; Insecta; Hemiptera; Aphididae
Product: solute carrier family 35 member G1
Exons: 1
Coding region: 295-1314 (339 amino acids)
Cellular component (GO): membrane
Source: RefSeq, a predicted model, not a curated record
AGUCGCGGAUUUAGUGAUUACAUUAUCAGAAGGUGAUAAUCAAUAUCCCAUUUUUUUUUUACCUAAAUGCUAUUUCCAAAUUCAAAAUCCGGUGUUCGGCACAUUUUUUGUUGUUUUUAUAAUAUUUGUACAUUACUCAUCCGAAAUUAAGAGAUCUCCGCUCUACUUGACUAUCGCAUGUUUUCUUAGAGUUUAACUAAUCCGAUCAAGAGUUAGGUACUAUUCUAGCACACUGCUUUCGAAAAAGUAACGUGUAAGUAGUUUUAUAAAGUGAGUAAUAUUUAAACCAUGUAAAUGGCUGAACGACUAGAACUCAGAAAUUUGGUGGUCGAGUCGGAUACGCCAUCAACAAGUUCGCCGAUAACGCCAAAUGUGACGUCGUCCCCUAGAACACAAAUAAAAAUUCUCGGUUUACUGUUGGCUGCUAUAUCAUCCUUAUUCUUCUCUCUAAGUACAUUGAUAGUUAAAUUGCUCAACAAUAUGGACCCAUUGGAAUUGGCCGCCAUUCGUUUUGUUGGAAUAUUGAUUCCAUCAUUACCCAUACUGAUCUACAAUAAACAGAAUCCAUUUCCAAAAGGUCAACGACUCAUGCUACUACUUCGUGCGUUUGCAGGGGCCACUUCAUUGUCUCUCGUAUUCUACGCCGUCAGACACAUGCCCUUAGCUGAUGCUUCAGUAAUUGUAUUCAGCGUGCCUGUUAUAGUCGCAAUAUUUGCCAGAAUAUUUCUCAAGGAACCAUGUGGACUGUUCCAUUACUUCACAUUAUUCUUAACUAUGAUUGGAGUCUUAUUGAUCACAAGACCUCCUUUCUUAUUUGGGAAGUCGACUGCAGAAUACAAUUUUUUAGGUCCAUUAGCUGCUUUGUUAUCUACAUUUUUUGGAGCUAUUGUUUAUAUACUACUUAGAGCUUUAAAGAACUUACAUUUCAGCGUUAUCAUGGUGACGUUUGCCACUUACUCUAUAAUACAAACGACUAGCAUGGCUUGGGCUACAGGGAACUUGUGUUGGCCAAAAUGUGGUACUGAGAGAAUUUUAGUAGUUGCUUUGGGCUUAUUCAGUUUUUCUGGACAAAUGUUAUUAACCAUUGCAGCCCAACUCGAAGAAGCUGGAUUGGUUGCUAUUGCAAGGACUGUUGAUGUGGUGUUUGCUUUUGCGUGGCAGAUAAUAUUUUUUAAUGAGGUACCUAAUAUUUUCAGUAUUAUUGGUGCAGUGUUGGUGACUUCAUCUGUUGUACUGAUUGGCCUAAGAAAGUGGAUGAUGACUAUGCCUUCUACAUCUAGCUUCAGGAAAAAAUUUGGAUUUCUAUUUUUAUGACAGCCAGAUAUAUAUCACUUAUUAUUAAACUAUUGAUCUGCCUAACACCAGUAUUACUUAAAAUAAUUAAAUCACUUUGUUUAUUAAAUGUAUAUUGUGAAAUAUUAAAAUUUUGUGAAAGUAAAAAAGUACAAUUUAACUAGCUCAAUAUUAGUUUACACGCUUAUUAUAUUUUAGUUGUGAAUCUGUACGUAUACCAUUUUAAGACUUGUAUUUUAGAAACAGCAAUUUGUGAUCGUUAAUUAUUUCAUAAGUUAUUAUUUUAAUAAUAGAUUAAAAUUGUUUUCUGACAAUUAUUUAAAAUUAUUAACAUUUUUAUAAAAGUAUGCCAAAUUAAUUUUUUUUUAAUUUGAUUAUAUUUAUAGCAAACUUUAAAUUAUUAUUACCGAACAAAUUGUAUUUGUAUAGGUUUAACAAUGAUCUGUCUUCUGUGUUUUAGUCUUUUUUCUAAAAUUACUUUCUUUAAACUGAAAUGUUCUAGUCAAUAACAUGUAAUCUAUUGAGUAAAUUUUACAUGGUAUACACAUGAGGUUAAAAAUUGUAUUUUUUUUUUUUUUUUUUUUU